This is a messenger RNA of Caenorhabditis briggsae, 840 nucleotides long. The transcript has 8 exons. The coding region runs from base 1 to 840 and encodes 279 amino acids. The record is from RefSeq and is a predicted model, not a curated record. NCBI's taxonomy places the organism in Eukaryota, Metazoa, Nematoda, Chromadorea, Rhabditida, Rhabditidae.
AUGUUCCGGACAACGGUCGUUGCUGCUUCGCUUGUCGCGUUUGCGCUGUCUAUGUAUUUGGCUGAUACAGCGAAAUGGAAUCGUCAUCAGUAUUUGGUCAAGGUUCUCACUAAAGACGUGAAAACCGGAGAAAUAUCCACUUGCACUGGAUCCCUUCUGUCCCCAUCCGUCGUGUUGACCAGCUCAAAGUGUUUCCCAGAAGACAGAAAGAACACCGCUGCUCAAGCCAUCAUUUCGAAGAAGGACUCGCUCGACAUCAUGAACAAGGCAAUGCUCGCCGUCAGAAUUGAUGAAGGAUUGGCGCUAAUGAAAAUCGAUGCGGUUGACGAUGAGCACUUCUGCGACAAGGAGCCCCACCCACCAAGAGUGGCUCGCUUGAACUUCAAGCCAAGCUUAACGGAGGCCACCUACCAAAACAUCAAGCCAAAGCAGCUUCAGGACUCCAGAUGCAGAGUGGUCGCUUUCAAAACCAACGAUGAUGUCGAGAAGUUCGCCACCUCCACUGAUGUUCAAGUCUUGGAACUCGACGUCCGCGCGGACGAGGAUAACCUCAUGUUCUCGGAAAUCAAUGCCAACUCUACAGGACGUCUUUGCUGGGAUGACAUUGGAGCUCCACUCGAGUGUAUCAUCAAUGAGGAGGAGAACAAAUGGCACCAAGUUGGAGUGGUUAACGGACUCUUCGGCCGUGAUACUGACCAAGAUACCAACAGCACCUUGACCUUCAGUUGCUCCGAUGUUCAGACUAUGCAAUUCGUGGUAUUCGGAGACAACACCUUCGCUCAUGCCAUUGAAAAUGUUGACAAGUCGAGCGUCUUCGAAGCUCAGGACAAAUGUUUCUAA